AAGAAAUGGAUUUUGAUUUUUCUCGCAUUACACACACACACACACGGUAGUACUAAAGCAAGCUAUACCAUCAUAAUCAUGGAACUACAAUCAUUUUAUUUUAACUUACUUUUGGUUAAGAUUAAUCAAUUCAUCCCAUUUCUCAUCACACGGAAAUUCUGCAUUCCCACAACACCAAUAUCACUCACUAGACGACUCUACCACCGCCAUUAUAACCAACCAAAUUAAUUACACCAGCAGCUUCUUUUUUAGCAGAUCUCUCUUCUAUUCUAUCCCAACCAGAGUAUAUAGAUAAGCCUAAAUUUGCAAGGUCUUCUUCGUCGACCUUAAUUUCAUCAUCAUCAUCAUCAUCAUCAUCCAUUUGAAUACAUAUCCUGGCUAGUACCCCAUAAUCAUAAAUCCAUGCAGUAGAUCGAUCGAUCUGCUGGGAUUUAAUUGUGAGGAUAAUUGAAGAUGAACAAUAUGGGGAUGAAUCAUCUUCAGGAAGGAGGGGUGGUGGUGAGAGGACGUGUCGAAAUCGACAUGCGGCAACCUUUUCGUUCCGUCAAGGAAGCAGUGUCUCUCUUCGGAGAAAAAGUUCUUGCCGGUGAAGUUUACGCCAAUAAACUCAAAGAGAUGCAGACAAACAAGGGCAACAUCACCGGUGAAGAGAAGAACUCCCGACCGAAAAUAGAAACGGUCGUGUCGGCAGAACCCGCCGAGCCUGAAGAGACAAAGAAACAAAGCCUGGAAAAAUCAAAGGAAGAAGAAAAUCAACUCAUGGCUUACUAUCUUUGCUCACUUAGAAAAGAGCUUGAAGAAACGAAGAAAGAACUACAACAACUCAAGAGCUCCAAGGAAUUAAUAUCCGAUAAUCAUCAUCUUUAUCAUCAUCUCAAGAUUCCUAACCCACCCGAUCCGGUUAAUGAGAUUUGCACCGAGAUUGAAGAGCUCAAAUUCAUUGAAAAUUCAACCACAAAAAAGGAUAUUCAUGAAGCAAAAACACAACCUCAUCAUCAGGUUCAUCAUCAAUUUGAGCUGGAGAAGAAAAGGUCAGUCAAGUUCGCUAGUCCACCUUUACUCACUCGAGUCAUAAUAAGCAAAGAUGAUCAGGAAAUGCAGUCAAGCCCUUCGGUCAAUGCGACGGAGAAGAAGCCUAAGAGAAAGCCACUGAUUCCUGUGUUGGGAUUCUUGUUUUCAAGAAAGAAGGGACACCAAAAAAAUGGCGCUGAAUCGCUGCGGGCCUAAUCUUUUACUACUUCAUUAGGCUCAAAUUGUUGCUUUUGAGUUACAUGAAAAAAAAAAAAAAGAGAGAGAGAGAGAGCCGUCGAGAUUGUAAGUAGCUUCAAAUCUUACCCGUUUGCGAGAUGAAUAAUUUGUCAUGUACGUUGUUUUUCUCAUCAAUCAACGUCUACAAUAGGUAAAUUUGUUGUAGUCAACGUUUAUAUAUAUAUAUAUAUAUAUCCUCAACUUUUCAGCUGUUUUAAUUUCUAUUGGAGCAG
This is a messenger RNA of Oldenlandia corymbosa var. corymbosa, 1481 nucleotides long. The record is from the annotation of a GenBank genome assembly. Lineage: Eukaryota; Viridiplantae; Streptophyta; Magnoliopsida; Gentianales; Rubiaceae.